AUGCCAUGGCACCAAUUGCGGGAAUGGGACGGUCGCUGCGGAGUGACUCAUAGGAGUGCUCAUCAGGGCAGGCCAUACUACACCAAACGAGGUGUGCAGAGUGUAGUGUGCGGUGUGGGAAAAGGAGUGUAUGAGAGAGAAGGAAGAGUGAUAGAGAAGCGCGCUACGGAAAGCCUCAUGUGGUCGGUCCCAACAUUCACGAGUCCUUGCUGCACUGCUGUCCAACAGCCCAAGGCUGCCGGUCUCCUUGCUGCACCUAUCAAACUUCCUCGAAGCCCUUCUAAAGGUCACCCAAGUGAGGGCCUUGGUGCUGAUUGGGUGUCAAUGAACACGUCGCACCGCGAACUUGACAGAAUCCCCUCCUCCUCCUCCGGCGCACCAGCCCGUAUGGCCAGUCAAGUUGAUGGUCGGACGGCCAGGGCCGCUGAGAGGGGACGCUACUGCACUACGAAGGGCCGCAUCCGCAUCCCUAAUCCUGCGGCCGGCAGGGGUCCACCGCAUUUUGCAUUGUCUUCCCGGCUGCUUCAUUCAUUCCCGUCAUCUUCGACUCUCCGUCUCUCCGGUCACUGGCGUCUCUGGGUGUUGCUCCCCUAA
This is a messenger RNA of Colletotrichum paranaense, 594 nucleotides long. RefSeq lists its product as uncharacterized. The transcript has a single exon. The record is from RefSeq and is a predicted model, not a curated record. NCBI's taxonomy places the organism in Eukaryota, Fungi, Ascomycota, Sordariomycetes, Glomerellales, Glomerellaceae. The coding region runs from base 1 to 594 and encodes 197 amino acids.